Molecule: messenger RNA, 679 nt
Organism: Cyprinus carpio (common carp)
Lineage: Eukaryota; Metazoa; Chordata; Actinopteri; Cypriniformes; Cyprinidae
Product: putative ATP-dependent RNA helicase TDRD12
Exons: 5
Coding region: 213-623 (136 amino acids)
Biological process (GO): germ-line stem cell division; transposable element silencing
Source: RefSeq, a predicted model, not a curated record
UCUGCUGGACUGAUUGAUGGCGUCACUGAUUGUCACGUGCACGUCUCUAUAGCAUUUCUUGAUAAGCAGAUGAGGUAACUUACUGCUAAUUUGUCUCAUUCAGAAGAUUGUCCUAAACUCGCGCCAUUGGCUGAACCAGACUUUGACAGCAAACACGCUGUGAGUCUUUGUCCUACAAAACAAUACUACAAAACUUCAUUUGGACCAUUUUGAUGGGCUUUGCCGUGGAAAUUGGAGAAAUGUUAGAAAUACAGAUAAUCAAGAUUGAAGAUCCAGGAUGUCUGUGGGCUCGGGUUCUGAAAGGACCAGGCAUUCAGCCGGACAGUCCAGAGGAAUAUGAGAACCUGAGAGUGAAAAUGAACCUCUUCUACCAUGAGGUCGACCUGGACGUCCAGAAACUAAAGCCUGCUGAACUGAAGGAGGGGCUGGUGUGUGUGGUGUUCAGUCUGGCUCUGAAGAGUUGGUGUCGAGCUGUAGUCGAGUCGGUCUUUCAGGGGAUGGUGGAGACUCAGGCUUGGUGCUUGUUAGUAGACCACGGAGAUCGAAUCAUCGUCAGAGCAGAUGAGUAUGAGACGUUUUGCAGUUUAUAUCUGAUAAAGCACAGCUGUAGAAACUCAAUGUAAUAACUAAGCAUAAUGAAAAAAAAGUAAAGUGACGUGGCCAAGUAUGGUGACUCAUA